This is a messenger RNA of Venustampulla echinocandica, 1452 nucleotides long. RefSeq lists its product as uncharacterized. Gene Ontology annotation, molecular function: monooxygenase activity; oxidoreductase activity, acting on paired donors, with incorporation or reduction of molecular oxygen; iron ion binding. Bases 1 to 1452 code for a protein of 483 amino acids. The record is from RefSeq and is a predicted model, not a curated record. Lineage: Eukaryota; Fungi; Ascomycota; Leotiomycetes; Helotiales; Pleuroascaceae. The transcript has 4 exons.
AUGUUGGCCAUUCUGAUCGGAGUGGUGGCCAUUGUAGUGCUCACCCUCGGCGUGCAGGAACGGAAACGGUACCGUGUCCUCCAGGACUUCGCAAAGCAACACGGAUGCAAGCCCGCACCCAGUGAAAAUCCUUAUGACCUUUUCGGAAUCAAUAAAAUUAUUUCAUCUACAUGGCACCUAUUAAAUAAGUCAACUCUCCAAAAUACCAUUGACGCUUUCGAGAAAUAUGGGGAAACAUACGCAUCGAGGAUUGCCGCCCAACGAGUCUUCUUCACUUGCAGCCCUCGAAACAUCAAGCACAUCCUUGUACAACGGUUCGUUGAUUAUGACAGCUCGGAAGUUCGCGCCCACCUCUUCCGGCCGAUUACCGAGCGUGGUAUUUUUGCAGUUGAUGGACAGCAAUGGAGAAUUGCGAGAAAUUUAUAUCGGGGCCAAUUCUCAAAUACACGUUCUAUCGUCGAUCUCAAAAUGGAAGAGAAGCAUGUCAAAUUGAUCCUUAGUUGUAUUCCCGUUGGUCAAUCAUUUGAUUUGCAAACAUUAUUUCUCAAUCUCAUUCUGGAUAUCACGACUGAGUUUGCUAUUUGGGACUCUGUUGAUUCACAGAGCCCUACGCAGACUGAGGAGAAGAACCAUUUUGUCAGUUCUUUAUUGACAGUGAAGAGGGUCAUGGCACGCGACGGAUUCUUGGGCCCCGCUGCGGCUUGUCAUCGAUUUGCCGAGAAGCGCAUAGCGACCGCAAUAGAACUACGCAAAUUGCAACAACCGCCCGAGAAGGAUGGCGAAGAACGAAAGCCCCAAGGAUAUAGUCUUUUGGAAGGCCUUACAGAAAACUCAACAAAUGUGAUAGACUUGAGAGACGGGGCCACAACCAUUUUGGUUGCGGGAAUAGACUCAGUGGCCAGUUUGCUUUCGACUGCCUUCUUCCUCCUAGGCCGAAAUGACAAAGUUUUCCAAAAACUUCGCCAAAGUGUCCUCGAUGCCGUUGGUACCGAACCACCUGCUUUUGAACAACUCAAAACUUUGCGAGUAUACCCCCCUGUCCCAUUCAAUGCACGAACCGCAAACAAGGACACCUGGCUGCCCACAGGCGGUGGGCCUGAUGGGAACUCAGCCGUUCUAGUAAAGAAGGGUCAAAGAGUUAUCUUCUCAUCAUGGGCCAUUCACCGCAGCUUCCAGACUUUUGGUGAUGAUGCGCACGACUUUCGACCAGACAGAUGGGAGCAUCUGACCGCGGAAUCUCUCUUGGGGUACCUCCCAUUUAACAUUGGUCCACGAGCAUGCCCCGGUCAACAAUACGCGUUAAUGGAGGCUUCAUACGUGGCAGUACGUAUUCUUCAAACUUUCUCCGCAAUCAAGAAUUGUGAUCCUCGCCCGUGGACGGAACAUUUUGGCUUGAAUCUUAGUAAUGAGAAUGGUGUUCAACUGGAGCUCGUGAGGGAUGAAAAGACAUGA